ACUGCUGGUGGGGUGGUUGGUUGGGGCGGAGACCGAGACGCGCAAAUUCGAAGUUGCGCGCCGCGGCAGAGAUCAGUUCAGCGGGAGGAAUUUUCGAAGGAGCCGGGAAAUCGACCAAUUGCAAGCGUGCCGUUGAGAACGCCGACGUGGGGGAUUGCCGUAUGACGUGUUUCCGCGUUAUGGAGAUGAUCACGAGUACGACAUUACUAGGGAGUACGGUUAAAAAACCCUUAGUGAAGCGUGCAUUCCUUUACUAAUGCUUUCACUGCCACCAGGUUG
This is a messenger RNA of Closterium sp. NIES-67, 279 nucleotides long. NCBI's taxonomy places the organism in Eukaryota, Viridiplantae, Streptophyta, Zygnematophyceae, Desmidiales, Closteriaceae. The record is from the annotation of a GenBank genome assembly.